This is a messenger RNA of Clunio marinus, 531 nucleotides long. The record is from the annotation of a GenBank genome assembly. NCBI's taxonomy places the organism in Eukaryota, Metazoa, Arthropoda, Insecta, Diptera, Chironomidae.
AUGGACUUUCCGAAUGUAAAAAAUUCCAGUCCUGAAAUUGACGCUGAAGACGAUUCUCAAGCAACUUGUCUGAUCCUCAGCGUUCUUGGCGGUCAUUUCGGAUUAGCUCAGUUAUUUAUUUCUAAAGGAGCUGAUGUUAAUCAUAAGAAACAAGGAGGACAUUCUUCUGUUCAAUAUGCUAAGGGCUACAAAAAUAUUUUGGAACUUUUAAUAAAGAACGGUGCUGAUGUGAAUGUUCUGGAUGAUCGGCAAGACUCUCCUUUGCAUCGUGCAGCAACUCUCGGUCGCACUGGAGUUGCUAAAAUUCUCAUAGAAAACGGUGCAAAAGUAAACGUACAAAAUCGUGAAGGCAACACACCAUUUCAUCUAGCAUUAGAAGACGAGCAGUCGGAAGUCGCUUUUCUUCUUUUUGAAAGUGGUGCCGAUCCGAAAAUCCUCAAUCGCGCUAAGCAAACAGCGAUUGAUCUUUGUAAACCAAACAUUAAAAAACAAAUGCGAGAUAAAUAUCCUGAUAUGUUGAGCGAAAAUUGA